Molecule: messenger RNA, 3466 nt
Organism: Panicum virgatum (switchgrass)
Lineage: Eukaryota; Viridiplantae; Streptophyta; Magnoliopsida; Poales; Poaceae
Product: rab GTPase-activating protein 22-like
Exons: 26
Coding region: 275-3409 (1044 amino acids)
Biological process (GO): activation of GTPase activity; regulation of dephosphorylation; regulation of signal transduction
Cellular component (GO): cytosol
Molecular function (GO): microtubule motor activity; ATP binding; protein phosphatase 2A binding
Source: RefSeq, a predicted model, not a curated record
AAGCCGGCAGGGCAGCGCAGCGCAGCGCGCGGGUUGUACCUGCUCUGCCUGCCUGGGGAGUGGGGAGGCGACCGCUGACCCAGCCAGCUAACCAACCACUGCUCCGCUGCCCUGGUCGUCUACCUCCCUUUCCUCUCCUCGCUCCCUCGAUCCAGUUCCCCUCUCUUUCACUCGUUAGGAAAGGAAAUAGCCGGAUCGAUCCGCUGCUGCUGCUGCUGCUGCUGCUAAAGGGCAAAGGGAAGAACAGCAAUUGCUUAAUUGGAGUCGGUAACAUAUGAUGAGAUGGGGGAACAGUGGGCAGGCCGCGGAUUCCUUCUACCAGGUCCGCCCGGAUUGCAGCCAAAACGUCCCCAGCACCAAGUUCAAGAUCAAGGCCGGCAAGACAUUGAGCGUGCGGAAAUGGCACGCUGCGUUUACGCGUGAAGGCUGCUUGGACAUCGCUUCUGUUCUAAGCCGCAUACAGAGAGGGGGUGUCCACCCUGCCAUCAGGGGGGAGGUUUGGGAGUUCUUGCUUGGCUGCUAUGAUCCUGGGAGCACCUUCGAUGAGCGGGACCAGAUUAGGCACAGGAGAAGGAUGCAGUAUGCUAGAUGGAAGGAAGAGUGCCGAGAGAUGGAUUCUCACGUUGGCAGUGGUAAAAUUAUCACUGCCCCAAUCAUCACUGAGGAUGGAUUCCCUAUCAAUGAUCCAUUGGUUUUACUCGAGGCUACGCAAGGUACUUCCAGCAGCAGCAGCAGCAGCAGCACCAGAGUUGAGGUCAGCGACUCCACGAACCGUGUCACUGAUAGGCAAAUCGUUGACUGGAAGCUUACGCUGCAUCAGAUCGGAAGCUGCAUGAUAGGCCUUGAUGUUCUACGCACUGACCGCUCCAUGGUAUUUUAUGAGAACAAAGAAAAUCUUCAAAAGUUGUGGGAUAUUCUAGCUGUAUAUGCAUGGAUUGACAAAGAAGUCGGUUAUUGCCAAGGAAUGAGUGAUUUAUGUUCGCCCAUGAUAGUACUGCUGAACGAUGAAGCAGAUGCAUUUUGGUGCUUUGAGAGGUUGAUGCGUAGGCUGAGAGGGAAUUUCAGAUGCACACAGCAGUCUGUUGGAGUGGAAAACCAGCUUCAGCAUCUUGCUUCUAUCAUUCAGGUGCUCGACCCGAAGUUACAUGACCACCUAGAAACACUUGGUGGGGGUGACUAUCUCUUUGCAUUUCGCAUGUUCAUGGUAUUGUUCCGGCGAGAACUAUCGUUUGGGGACUCCUUGUACCUUUGGGAGGUUCCCUAUUACCUUGCGGAAAUGACCGAAAAGAUAGCACAGGAGGAUCGGAUCCCAGUUCUUAAGGCGUCACAAGACCACUUGAAGGAGUUCAUUGCUCUAUGUGAAGUACUAGAGCUAAUUCCAGAGGAUGAGCUAGAAUUGUCUAGGCAGAAGCAGCCUGAUACUAUGGCAAACAGAAGAACGCAGAAGGUUGCCCGGUUCAAACGUCAAAAGGCUGCUGAAACGAAGCUCCAAGAGAUCAGAGAGAGAAAAGAAAGGCGUGGACGCUCACUGAGAGCAGCUGCUUUAUCUGCCCCAAUUGAAACUGGAGAGGAAGAUGACUUGGAGGAUGAUGGGGAGGAAGAAAGAGAGGCUUGGUUAGCUACCAUCUCCUUGGCUCUCUGCAAGGCGUUUGAUCUUCUCGACAUGCUAAAGAAGGAAGAAGAAAUGCUUCUAGCUGUAAAGGAAAGGAAGGCAAAGGACGGGAAUGCAUUUGCUCGUGAAAUGCUUGAUGAACAGACAAAGAAGGCUGAAGCAUGGCACCAUAAUGCUGCCAAUCGUGUGGCAUAUUCCAAACCAGCUGAUCCAAUCACUUGCGCAACAUUUGCUCAAGAUGUCAUUGAAGGUAGAGCAAGCGUUUCACAAGCUCACGAGCACAAACACCAGCCCCUGAUAUUUGGACCUGCAAAUCUUGUUGGUGGUGGUCUAACCAGUGAAAGGGAAAGAAUGGCAGCACAAGUUUUUCAGCCUAGUUGCAGGAUGCCAACAAUGAGCAUCGAAGAAGCUGGUUUGCGCGAGAUGAAAAUGAUGGAGAAGUGGCAAGACAGGGCUACCAAGACUAUGAAAGAAGCAAACUCCGCGUGGCACAAUGAUGGCACCAGCUCGGCCCAAGAGGACGAGGACGCCAUCAAUUUUGCGCUACUCCCUGAUGAGGCUCUCUUGGCAUCUCAGCUAGAGGGAGACCGGAGAUCCUCUAUUGAGAAGGCCUAUAAUGCGGCACUCCGCGAGGCUGAAAAAAUACACACAGGAAGAAGAACAAAACCCACCGCACGUUGGCCGAAGAAAGUGAUGGAAGUCUUUCAGAUGAUCUAUAUGGCAACAUGUAUGACAAAAGAAGUGCGCUUUAAAAGAGGCGAGGAGAAUUGGGUUGAUGAUCCCAUAGUUCACGAUAUGGCGCUUGAGCUCUUUGCGAGAACGCAAAGAGCAUAUAGCGGCCAACAAUUGCACAACAAAUGGAAAAAUAUGAAACUAGACAAGAUACUCAAAGAAGAAGACCAAAAAUUGGACAUUGAGGGUCCGAACCUUCCUCCUCCUGCAAGUACUCCACCUCCACAGCACUUAGGAUUCACAGCCACGGCAAAUGGCAUGGAGAUUGACACUAGCCAGCCACCAAUUGUUUUCAAGAGUCAGCUGUACACACUUACGGGGGUUCCACCUGAAUGUCAAAAGAUCAUUGGCAAGGGUGGAACAUUGGAGGACAAUGGGAAUUGGUCUGAUUUGGGGGUGAAAGAUGGUCAAAAGUUGAUGAUGAUAGGCACGAAUGCUGCAAUCACCAAAGUACUACAAGAGGAAGUGGAUACCUUGGUGAUUGCAGCUGCAAAUAAUCUAUCCACAAGGGAGUUGAGCAAAUCACUCCAGUUACCAGCAAUAGAGUUUUUGCUGGAGGAGAAUGGUCACAAGAGUGACCUUGAAAUCUUAAGAAAAAAGAUGGAGCAUCUAGAUAUUGAAAACAAGAAGGAUAAAGAUGAACUUCAGCAAGAAAUUGCAAUUUUAAAGAAAAGGCAGAUGGGCUACAUAAAUGAAGUUGAUUUGCUAAAAAAGCAACUUUACACGGCGGAAGCCUUACGCAGCGAUAUGCAUAACCAGCUAAUGGAAUUAAAGGGAAGCAUACGGGUCUUCUGCCGUGUGCGACCCAUUCUUGACAAGAGCAGUAGUGAAGAUGGUGCAAUCUAUUGCUUGGAGAAGGGACAGUUUGUUGGCCGCCGUGUUUAUCUGGAAACAUCAUCAGGGGCUAUAAAAGCUUUUACAUGCGAUCGAGUGUUCCCUCCUGGAGUUUCACAAAAUGAUAUCUUUGUUGAAAUAUCAGGAUUAGUGAAGAGUGCAAUGGAUGGCAAGAAGGUUUGCAUAUUUGCUUAUGGGCAGACAGGCUCUGGUAAACAUUUACCAUGUUAGGUGAUGAUGGAGAUGAUGUAAAGGGGGUGAUCCCACGCGCUGUGGAGGAAAUUUUUG